GAGAGAGAGAGAGCCUGAAAGAUGGCCGAACCAUUAAGAAACCAACUCCACCAAAAAUAUAACAGCAUCAGAUCCAAUCAGUCAGAAAGUGCAAUCCAGGACUGUCUCGAAGGCUUGCAAGAAAAAAACCCGGGUUCCAACAAUUUAAAAAGAGCCGAGAAAAACAACAACUUAAACUGAAUUUAAUGGAUAGAAAUUAUCCCACUUCUGGAUUUGGAGAUCCCCUAGGUGCUGGACAAGGAUGGAGCUACGACAGAUCACCGUCAGGAGUGAAAGCCAGUCUGGUAUAUGGAGGGUCUCGCAGUUCACAUCCCGAAACAGACAUUCUACACAGACAAGCUUAUGCGACACCUCAUCCUCUUCAAGGCUAUGCAACCAAUCAUCAUCCUGCUGGCCUGUCGGGGCUAUUUGAGACCGGGCUUCACCACGCUGGCAGCACCACCCCAGACGCCUCUGUCAUGAACCUCAUCUCUGCUCUGGAAUCACGGGCACCACAGCCUGGACCCUCUGCUUCUUCCCUCCUCUCGCAGUUCCGAACUCCAUCCUGGCAGACAGCCAUGCACACCCCGGGACCCGCUGAAUUAUUCAUCUCUGGAGCUAUUCCUGGUUCUGGGACUUUUCCAUCGUCAUCUGCGCUCUCAGCCUAUCAACACCCAGCCUCUUUCAGUGGGCGGAGUUUCCCUGUGACCUCGUCGUUGACCCUUCAAGAUGCCACCUUCAGCCCGAGCUCCAACGGCCUGCUCUCGCCACAUGAUCCGCUGCUGCACAUCAAGUCCUCUCAGUCCAGUGUCCCGUCCUCCCUGACCUUUGACCGCCUGGGCAGCGCCGUCCUGGGCACGGGCCUGCCAUCUCAGAGCUCAGCAUACCGCACAGCGCAGGAGUCGGCCUCCCGGCACCUGCAGUCACAGUUUAACCUGCUGUCGUCGCCUUUGGGGCCUUCGGAGCAGGCCUCUCAACUCUACAACACCUCGGUCUUCUCCAGCUCACCGGCCUCGGGCAUCGAGAGGGCCAUCCCACGGCAGGACAGCGUCAUCAAGCACUACCAGCGGCCCACCGGUGCCCAGGCCCAGCUGCCUGCCUCUCACCACUCCCUGCAGCACUACCUCAGCUGUGGGGGGAGCCAUAGCUUCCAGCAGAUGCCCAGGCACUCCACGCUGUCAUGCAGCCCGCUGGGCGAGCAGUCCCCGGUGAGCAGCGAGGGCGGCCAGAAGAGUUCCCAGGCCCGUGGCGAGCACUCGCAGAGCUACCGGCCCAUCAUCCAGUCGCCAGGCUACUCCUCCUCCUCCACCUCGUCCUCCAAGUCCAAGAGCUACUCAGCCUCGCGGCAGGCCCAGAGAGGCGGGGCCGCUGGCGCUGCCGUCACCCCCAAGUGCCAAAGCAUCUCCUCCAGCGGCCAGUCGCACAUCUUCUCCUCAUCCGCCCCCAAGGCCAGCUCUGUGAUCUCCACCCAGGCGCAGGCUCAGGCCUACUCCCCAGGCCAGUCACAGGCCCUGCUGGGCCUGAGCCAGUCCCAGAGCUACACGGUGUCCCAGGCUCAGAAUCUGGCGGUGGCGGCGGUCACCCAGUCACCGGGCUUCAGCUCCAGCCAGUCGCAGGACCUGACCGCGGUGAGCAAAGCCCAGAGCUAUUCGGGCAGCCAGCAGCCCCAGCCCCAGCCUCAGCCCCAGACCCAGCAGCAACAGCAGCAGCAACAGGCCCUGCAGACCUGCGUCAGCCAGGCACAGAACUACUCUCCGGAGCAGCUCCAGGGCCUGUCCUCGGUGGGCUCCAUCCAGAGUUACAGCGUCCCAUCAGAGCCCCACUCCUCAGCCACGCAGGGACAGAGUUACGGUCCGGCCCACUCACAAGGGAUGCCGGCGGCCAGCCCCUCCCUCAGCUACGCCGCCGGCCACUCCCCGGCCUUGAGCUCCCACGGGCCAUCCAUCGUCUACUCCUCGGCCAGCCAUGUCCAGAACCUGCCGGCCGCCAGCCCCUCUCCCAUCAUCCGGCCCCUGCAGUCCCCGACCAGCAGCCGGCCUCAGGGGGUGGGCUCCCCAGGGCAAUCCCAGAAGUACCUCUCCUCAGUGCUGUCACCGUCCUUCAUUCAGCCCCCUCACUCGCAGGCCUUCCAACCCUCGCAGGCCCCCCUGGAGCGGGCGCCAGCCUACGGCAAGGCCAAGGCUGACCAGGAGCUGCUGGCCUCGGAGAGGACGGAGGACGAGGAUUUUCUGAUCCAGCACCUGCUGGACUCGCAGAGCCCGCCGCGGGUCUCGUCGCAGAGCCUGGCCGAAUGCGAGGAACGGGCCCCCAAGGGCAUGGUCUACGAGAUGUCCAAGUCUGAGGAGAGGUACCACCUGCAGAGUGUCAUCCGUACCAGUUCAAGUUUGGACAGCCAGGUCCUGGAGAUGUCGCUGCAGGGUCUGAAGGAGAAGAAGAAAAGCGAACGGCAGAAGGAAUACGGCCGCUCCUCCUCGGACGCCCUGGUCACCUCAGUGGUGCACUACAGCCACCAGCCCAACAGCAUCGACGGCCUGGCGCAGGACAUCAAGAAGACAGUUGACCACCUCCAGGGAGGGCCCCACUUGGAUGGUUCUGGAAAGGAGCUCGGCGCGGGCCACUCGUACAUGCAGAAGACCCCGGAGCCGGGCUCCCGGGCACACCACCUGGGUCCCGACUCCUCGCAGCUGGAGAGCCAUGGGAUCCUGCAAGGCCAGGCUGGCUCGCAGCUGAUGCUGGAGGCCUCGCCGGAGAUGCAGCUGCCUCUGGGCCACCAGGCCCCUGGGCAGCCAUCGCAGCUGCUGCAGUCGGUGCUGACCCACACCCAGAGCCAGCAGCAAGCCCAGCAGCAGAUGCUGGAGGUCCACCUGCAGAGCCAGCAACUACAGGCCGCCCAUGCCCAUGCCGCGGGCCUGGACUCCCGCCUGCUGCCCGGGGAGGCCCGCUCGCCCCAGCUGGCCCCGCCCGACGCCAUGGAGCGGCUGCCCCGCUCUGAGAGCAUGCAGCCGCAGGAGAUGCAGGAGUUCCUGGAGCCUGAGCUCCACCUGGAGAGCCACCUGGCCCAGGCCGGUCAGGUCCAGCAGCCUCAGCAGCAGCAGCAGCCUCAGCCCCAGCCCCAGCACCUGCUCCCCGAAGCCAGCGAACCACUGCGCCUGGACAGCUCGGAGGCCUCCCAGCAGGUCUCCCAGCAGCAGCUGGAGGGCAAGGACCAGUUCGGCCAGGGCAGCCCGCAGAGCGGCAAGCAGCGGUUUGUGCCACUCACCUCCAUCUGCUUCCCAGACUCCCUCCUGCAGGACGAGGAGCGCAACUUCUUCCCGGGGAUGGAGGACAUGUUCUGCUCGGCGCCCUGCGGCAGUGAGGAGUACAGCAAGCAGUCAUGCGGCGAGGAGGCCGGGCAGCCGAUGGACCGGAGUGACGGUGGUGGCGGCAUGAAGUCCGGCUUCGACAUGAUGCACUCGGGCCAGAGCUUCCCGAGCUACUGUGCCCCCGAGCCCGCCGGCGGGCAGCAGAACGUCCACCUGGACCUCAACCCGGUCGCCCUGAAGCCGGAGCUGGAGCCGCCAAGCGUGCAGGCGGAGCACCUGGGCCUGACCCCGCCCGCCCACGGGGGCCCCCCCACCGGCGCUGACCUCAAGUCGCCUCUGACUACCGCCAGCUUCUGCUCCAUGAAGACCAAGAAGUUCCUGAAGACCUCCUCGCUCCACCUGCUGAAGAAGAAGGACUCGCCGCCGCAGCCCCCGAAGAAGAACUACGCCCAGGAGUACGAGUUCGAGGACGAAGAGAAGGAGGACGUGCCGGCCGACAUCCGGCUCAACAACCGGCGGCUCCCCGACCUGCUGCCCGACCUCAUCUCCAGCUGCCGGACCCGCACCAACCUCAGCCCCGUCUCCGACAUUGACUUCUGUUCCGGUAACAACCUGAACGGAGGCAAGAAGAAGGCCAAGAGGGCGUCCAAGCCAAAGGAGAAAGGGCCCCCGAGACCCCGGGGCCGACCGCGGAUCCGGCCCCUCGAGCCCCCCCAGGGCGUGGCUCAAGACGGACCCAAGAAAAGGGGCCGGGGCAGGGGAAGGGGCAAGAAGGUCACGGAGAAUGAAAACGAGGGCUUCAAAAUGGAGAAGCCAGUGAAACCCGGCAAGGGCAAGGUUCAAGGGUCAAAGGCGAGUGAGAUUUUGCCCAUCGAGGCUCCAGAGUCUGUCCCAGUGGAGAGCGUCUUGGAGAACAGUCAAACCCAAGAAAAGAUCAAAAAGAAAAUAAAAGAGGUGGAGGAGAAGCAGCCGGAAAUGAAAUCUGGAUUCAUGGCCUCGUUCCUGGACUUCCUGAAAUCGGGAAAAAGGCAGCAGCUGCCAGCCACGACCUCUAGCCCGCAGAAAGGACGCCCCUCAUCAGUCAUUAACCAGCCAUCGCAGGCUUCCUUCGGCCUGGCGCAGUCAAUGCUGUCAGGUCCUCUGGACGCCUCGGAGAGCGACAGCCUCAUGAGCUGCGCCAGUCCCUGCAAGAGGUUCGACGACGACCUCAAGAAGAACCUGGAGACUCUGCCGUCAUUCUCGUCCGACGAGGAGGAUUCCGUCAGCAAGAACCAGGACCUGCAGAAGAGCAUCACCUCUGCCAUCUCUGCCCUCUACGACCCGAUGGAUCGCAAGGAGAACGACACGACAGAUAAUAUGACUGUAGAAGAUAAAGAAGUCAGCACAUCGCCUUCUGAGGCCUCCCAGCCAGAGCAGCCCAUACCUCCAUCUCCAGUCUUGCCGAAGGAGUCGAUCCCAGAAGAAGAACCUUCCCCUGCCCCUGAAUCCCCACCACAGCCGGAAGAGAAGGAGGCUCCUUCCCCAGUCAAGCUAGCCAAGAAACAGGACACGGUGGCCAUUUAUGGUGAGACUGACGAAGACGAUGAGGAGAGUGGUGGAGAAGGUGCCAUACGGAAAUGGGAUGAGUUUGUCAUCAAAAUUGAUGACAUUAAGGAACUUAAGCUCGCCAUGCAGGCGGGAAACGAGCCUCCUCCAAUCUGGCGGGUGCAGAAAGCCUCACUGCAGCAGUUUGUACCUGAGGUGCGGGAUGGUCAGCGCCACUUCUCUUCCAGUGCUCAGUAUAUCGAGUACCCGGAUGAGGUGAAGACUGACUACCAGCGGCUGUACGUGAAGUUUCUGGAGAACGUGGAGAAGAAGGACUACGUGCGGAUCUGCUCGAAGAAGCCCUGGCACAGGCCCCUGCACCUGGCUAAGAAGCAGGACUCUGUCGCCAUCUCUGGCGAGACAGACGAGGAGGAUGAAGAAAGCGGAGGCGAAGGUGUGUUCCGGGAGCGCGAUGAGUUUGUCGUGAAGAUCGACGACAUCAAGGCACUUAAGCUCGCCAUGCAGGCAGGACGGGAACCUCCGCCCAUCUGGCGAGUACAGAAGGCCUUGUUACAGAAGUUCACCCCCGAGAUCAGGGAUGGCCAUCGGCAGUUCUGUGCAACCAGCAAAUAUCUUGGCUACUUUGGUCACGCGAAAAACGAAUAUCAACGACUCUAUGUUAAGUUCCUGGAGAACGUCAACAAGAAGGACUACGUCCGUGUGUGCUCCAAGAAGCCUUGGCAUAGGCCGCAGCAAUCCCUGAGACGACAGAGCCAGACAAAGACCACUCCGAAUCGAGUACCGGUUGUGGUUAAACCAGAGCCGCCUGCUCGGCCAGCAUCGAAACCCAAGCAAAGACCAUCCAAAGCCAAGGCCGAGCCCCCUCCCAAGAAGAGGAAAAAAUGGCUGAAAGAAGUUGCUUCAUCAACGGAAUCGGACUCCACUCCCAACCAGCAGAGUGAAGAGGAACGGAUCCCAACUGGCCGCAUUCUGAAUACACGAGCCAUGAAGGAGAUGUACAAGAGUUACAUUGAACUAUUAGUCAGUGCGGCCCUUGACCCAGCCAUGAUCGAGACAAUUGAGGCCAACAAUGAUGAACUUUAUUUACCAACCAUGAGGAAAAUUGAUGGAAUUUUAACAGAACAUAAGAAACGCGUGACAAAAAGAGUGUCUCUGAGCUCCUCACUCCAGGAGGGGCUUCAAGCGUUCCCCCAACUGGUUGUUGAGGACUGCGAUGCGGACCGCAAGGACAACCCGGCCAGCUCGGUGAAGUUAAAAGUGGCUGGGACACCCUAUAACCGGAAGACACUCAACCAACUAAAGAAGAAUGUACCACGGACACAGGACUUCCAAGUGGAGGCAGAGAAAUUGCAGUUUUACACUUUGUUCCACUCCCUCCAUCACUACAAAUACCACACAUUACUGCAUUGUAAGGAGCAGACGGACACUCUGUCGGAGGUGAAUGAGGACCUGGGCCAGGAGGAGAUUGUGCAGCAGUGUAUGCGGAAUGUAGCGUGGCUGGAGAAACUCUUUGACUCGUUCAGCGAGCUCCUUACACAGGUGCAGCAGCAGUGUGCGUGACAUCUCCCGUGAUCAACAAGGCUGCCCAGGACUAUCCUUUUUCUUUCUCUCAUUCCUCCAUUCCCCCUCCACUCCAUCCCAGAUCCCCCCUUACUGCCACCAUGUUGUUCCCAGUCCCUGUCCCUCCCUCCGACGCUGGACUCUAUGUCCAAUCCGAAAGGACAUAGGACUUGACAUCAGUGAUCAGUGGAGCUGGCCUGACUUUCAUCACCGGAUUUACGGUUUUAUUUUUUGGGAUUGUUGUUGUUGCUGUGCAGUGAUUUCAGUACAAAAAUAUUCAGUUAGGAUUGUUGAAUGACUUAUGACUUUCUUCCUUGCCCCUCAGAUAAAUCCUGACAGCCUAGGCCUCGACCUGCUCUCAGAGUAUUGAGGGACAUUGAGGCUUUAUGAAAAUGGCAGCAGAUGUGGGGCAUGCUGGGAGGAAGGAGUGUGGGGGAAAUGCCGAGUUGAAAGCCUUGCAAAAAAAAAAGUGGUAGUUCCUUUUUUUGCAACCCCUCCACCUCACCCACCUUCCGAACAUGCUGUCUGCCAUUCGGUGAGAUGAGUUGUGGCCUACUCACCAAUGCUCCGUUUGAGGGUCACGUAUUAAUCUAGUUGAUUAACGGUUUCUUUUCUCACUGGUGAAACUGCGUAAAAAAACACAGCUGGAAGGUGGGUGUUUGAGGGGAUGGGGUGAGAUGGGAUGGGGUCAGUGAUCAAAAUGGCUUCCACACUGGCCAUAGUGACCUGAAGUGUAGCAGAGAAAAAGAAACAGUGUUUAAAAAAAAAGAAAAACAACAUUAAGACAAAGGUUACAUUUUCUUUUAUUUUUUGAAAAAGACAAACUUUCAUUUAGGUUUAGGUCAGACUGCCUGUCACGAUUUGUCUUUUAAAAACAAAAAUGAAUUCAACCCCUUCGGGAAAGUAAACUAUGAUCAUAUCCUUGCCUUUAAUCACAAUCCACUCCCUCGCUCUCAAUUUUCCUCAGAUUCCAAAUUUUCUAAAGAAAUAGUCAAUAUUGGUUGGAGCACUGCCUCCUUUUACUCUGAUCUGAUCCGAUCCGGGUCUCAUGUGGUCAGCAAGGCAGACUGCCUUCUGUUGGUUAUUCCUAGUGUUGGAUAUGUGAGAUAAUGGAUAGCCCGAUAUGUGAUAGCUGACACCUCACCGCUCUGGGCAGGUUGCCGACAGUGGAGGUAAGGGUGGCAAUGUCUGAGUUAUAAUUGUCUUGUUCUUCCCUCCCCAACCCCCAUUCCACCCCUACUCGUCGCUGUCUGACCCUUGUCAAUUUGGAAGUUGUAAACUAUCACUGAUCCAGCCUGAUCUGUCGUCCAGUACUGACUCCUCCAUCACUAAUCUCACCUGUUCCCUGAACGCACCUCCUUUAUGCCAUCCAGUCCCAGCCCCCUAGCCCCUUGACAUUUGCUUAAUCCUAACACCCCUCGACAUCCCCACCCCCUUUUCAAAGGCAAAUUCCUGAAAUAUAACAACUUGACCUAAUUAUUGGUCGGUCCAGGGAAGAGGGCGUGGAUUUUUUGUUCCCUUUGUAGGAGGCAAGAACAAAAGUCAGAGGUGAGCAAAAAAUGUCACACAUGUAAACCAUCAGGCCGUAUGACUGACCACCUGGGUGGGAUGCUCCCUAUCCAACUGUCCCACUGGGCACCCCUUGGCUUUUCCUGGGGAUUCCCUUGAGUGUUGUGAUUCCCUUUCUCCGAAUACGCCAUUUUACUCAGUCACUUGCUUUCUUUGCUUGUCUCAUGAGCUGCUGAUGUGGUGUGCCAGCGACUUGAGCAGAGAUCUGAUUGCGAUGUUAUAUUUGGACUUUUCCCCUGGCCAACUGACCAGGACAGAGUUAGGAUAUAAAAUAGGCAACUUGUCAACACGUUAAGUGUUUCUGCAGAGAUUCCAGUGCUCUCCUAAUUUGGAAACUUCAAAGUCCAAUGUAAAUCUUUUCUUUUUACUGCUCGGGCAUUGGAAGUGAGGUGGGGUGGGGGAGGUUGGAGUGAAUUGCUGGCUUGUCUAACUUGUGCUGUCUCUAAAUUGAUCUUAAUUAUGUGGUUAAGAGUUUUGAGAAGCCAAUCUAUCCAGUCAGAUAAAGUCUACGCAGUUGCCAUGGUGACUGGGCAAGUUUGCCAGUGAAAACUGACCCCUGAUGUCUGUUUUCCCAUUUUGGUUGCUUACCCCUCCCACUGGCCCCACCCCGUUUUCCAAUCCCAACAGGUAAACAAAAAACCUGGAGGGUUCUAUUUGUAAGUUAGUGUGCUUAAUAAGUUAAAUUGAACCGAGAUGACAUGAAAGUGUAGGAAUGUGAGAUUAAAUGCUGGAUCAGCCAUGUGCUGCAUAUUUAAUGAAUAGCUUUGGGCAACACUGCAAAUGGCUGCCAUUCAAGUGGGCAUGUGACUGAAUACUCAAAAUGGCUGCCUUCAAAAGGACUUGUGACUGGAUAGUCAAAAUGGCUGCCAUUCUGGAGGACAUGUGACUGGAUAGUCAAAAUGGCUAUCAUUCUGGAUAUGAGGCAGUUGGACACUACAGAUGGCUGCCUCCUUGGAGAGUGUGUAAUUGAAUAUUAGCGAACAGAUGACUGUAAAUAGCUAUCAUCUUCAAGAAUGAGUGGCAACUGAACACAAUUUUAUUCUGGACCUGGGAGGUUGGGUGCAAUUGGAAAUUUGAAAUGGCAGCCAGUCUGGGAUGGAUAUGACAUAUGGCUGUCAGUUGCGAAGGGCGAAAGACUCCAAAGAUUGAUUUCUUUGGAAACAGGUCCCUCAAUCAAAGAAGACAAUCCUUCCCUCCGAAAAUAGGCCUUGUUAGGCAAUCCCACCGCACCCCUGCACCACCUUAUAACCUCCCACCUACCCCCCUCAAAAAGAUGAACAGUCUAAUGUUAGCAGUUGCUUCAAAGAAAGACAUCCUGGGGUCCCGUUGACAUGACCUUUGACAUGACCUUGGUGGAUGUAGGACAGGAAUGGAAAACAGGGAUGGCAAGGGUGGUGGGUUGUGAUGCAGGGGAGGGGAGAAAUCCCAGUAAGAAAGGAACUCUGCGGGGAGCAGCUUUGAGCUUUAUUUAAAAACUCAUUAAGAUGAGGUUGAGUGUGACACACUGCAGCAGGUUUUGGACCUUACUUUCCGAUUUUAAUCAAUUAAAAGAAAAUCUCCCCCUCAUCCUUUUAACAAGAGAAUUAACUAUUUAAAAAAAAAACAAAAAAAAUCUAACGCUGGCUGAAUAUAAUUUAAUCAAGUUUUCAAGUUAUUUAAAUGCAUUUUACUGAUUCCAUGUCUCUCUUUCCUUCCAGUAAAACAAUUUUACAAAAAGAAAUUAGAUUCUGUCCUUCUUGGGUGCUGAGUUCUCUGAAGCGCUUUUUAAAAUAGUGGCUACAUGCCAAAUCUCCAGUGUAUAUAUUGUACAGAGCAAAUGUCCAUGUACUAUAUUAUAUUUGAGAGAGGUAAUCAAUUCUUAACAGAGGAAAAAAAAAAUGCAAGGUUGCUUAGCUGUGAUGUUCAGUCUGACUGGACCUUAUUAGUACCUGGUUUAUAUAAUAUGUUCUGAGACUUGUCAAGUGUCCUAUUUUAUUCAGAAAGGUAGUUUACAACAAAAUGGAUUGGUGCACCCCUACACAGAGAGGCAGCAAGUGGAGGGAUGAACUUGCCUGUGAUAGGACUUGUUUAACCCUCCCACUUUAGCAUAACUGACUCGGGCACCCUGAACUAAUGGCUGCAGCCCUACGGGUGUGGAUCUCGGUUGCUGCCAGGAGUUGGGCAAUAAUUUCAGUUCCUUGGAAGUGAGGGACAAAUGGAAAUGAAAUUCAGCCAGAACUGCUGCUCCUGAUGCCAUUGAAGCCCCCACUGUCUGCAGCAUUGUGUGUGUGUGUGUGUGUGUGUUUGAGAGAGUGGGAGAUAAGAGACUGAGAAGAACAGUACUGCAGAGCAAUGAUGCUUGGCUCAGUUGGAUUUCACACGGGGCAUCUGUCAGCUCAGGGUGUUGCGCAGAGCUAUGAUGCCUGUCUGGGUUGAACACACACCAUGACUCUCUGGGCUUGUGCGCGAAAGCAAGUCAUGGGGAAGGAUGACAGUGUGAUCAGAGGGUAGAGUAAACCUGUAACGACACAGUCGUUUUCAUCUCUGGUCAAUCUGAAGGCCACAGUGGAAGAUAUUAGCUGAAAGAUGCCCUGUUCUGAACUGGGAUAUCAAUUUCUGACUGCAUAAUGUGACACUUGUCUGGUUUCCAAUUUUCCCCUCCCACAUGGCUAUAUCCACAAAUGACAUUUUUGCCCCAUUAGUUUUUGUGAGCACUUGAAUAUUAGGCAUGAGAUCCUAACCUCAUCGAAACCCCAAAAGGCUCUGGUAAUAUCACGCCUAGCCAACCAUCUGUAUGAAUGUGCCAGAGAGUGAUGCUGCUUUUUAUCUUUCUUCUGUCUCUGAGUUUUGUUCCCCUUUCCACGUUGUGUACAUAAGACCAUAAGACACAGGAGCAGAAAUAGGCCAUUCAGCCCAUUAAGUCUUUUCCACCGUUCUCUGAGAUCAUGGUUGAUCUGAUAACCCUCCACUCUACUUUCCCACCUAUUUCCCUUAACUCUUGUUUCCUCACAUAUUAACAACUUGUCUAUCUCAGCCUUGAGUAUACUUAAUGACCCAGCCUCAACAGAUCUCUGUAGUAAAGAAUUCCACAUGUUCACUACCUCAGAGCAAACAUUUACUACUCAUUUACUACUGUCUUAAGUGUAUGACCCCUUAUUCUGAGGUGAUGCUGUCUGGUUCAAUAAGGUCACCUCUCAUUCUUGUGAAUUCCAACAUUACUGGCCUAAUUUCUCAAGCUUUAUCCUCCAUACCUGGAAUCAGCAAACAAUUUGCUGUGUGAAAUUCUGGUGGAUUCGCAUCUAUAUAGCAAUGCAACAUAGCUGCUUGUUGUCAUUGUGGGAAACUCAGAGCCAACACUUGAGCACAGCAAGCUCCCACAAGCAGCAAUAUGUGAAGGACUGGAUCAUCUGAAGGUUGGAAGAUCCAUGUAACCCCAGUCGAGGCAAAGCUCCCCUGGCCCUGUUCUUCAGAACACUGCCACUAAAUCUUCUAUGUAGCACAUCCACCUGAGAGGACAGAUGGGGGCCUCGUGACCCAACCAAAAGAUGGCAUUCUCUGAUUGUGCAGCUCUCCAGCAAUACCAUCUGAGGCAUUUUGAUGCCUGACUGAAUGUAAGUUGUGCAUCUCAUCACCACCACUAAACCCCCGACCCCCCAAAAAACCUUAAUAGCACUGAUCAGCCCAUUGUAUCCAUACUAGCCUUCUGCAGAGUAAUCCAGUCAGUCCUGUUCCCCGGCUCUACUAUUGUCUCUAUUAUCUUGCUCAAGCAGACAUUCCUCUUGCGUUCACACAUUGCUAUGGCGAUGGUGUAUUGGCUGUUUAGAAAAGUUGGCACAUUAUCUUGAAGCUUCAUUCCAACAUUCAGGCACUUGUCCACCAGCACCGUCACUGGAUUGUGAUCUGAAGUAAGAGCCUGUAGCUGAAUCACUAGGAUGGGAGAGUUGAUUUAUUUGAGUCAUUAUGAUUUUUGUGUAUCCUGUGGAUUAAAAGAACUUUUAGGGUUUACUUUUCACUAAUUUAUCAACAAUGUUUGGAUUGGUGGCUGUGUGUCUGUGUGAAUGGAGCAAACAGUAGGUAACCCUUGGAUAUGGGAAAUUUCUUCUGGCCAGGGGCACAGGAAUCUUCUAGAACUUGCAUUAUAUGAUGUAUUGGGUUGCCAACUCUGGCUGGACAAUUUCCUGAAGGUUUCAUCACAUUGACAACCUCCCAAUCACAAAAAACUUUGUAACAACUAAAAACCCAAAACUUUCGGACUGAAAUGUCAAAAUGUUUCCUUGAUCUUGUUCCCAGGUUUUAGCUCCUAACAUUUUCCAUGGAGAUUAACCUAUUUUUCUGAUUGACCUGUUCGGGGAUGUUAUUACACACCUCUAGAGCAGGUGGGACUUGAACCCAGGCCUCCUGGUCUAGGGGGUAGGGACACUAAUGCUGUGCCACAAGAUUGUCAUCCCCUGGAGAUUAACCUAUUUGUCAACCUUGGGUACACCUGCCCAAACAAGGAGCAUUGUCAACCCUAGACAGGUGAUGCCAUUUUUUCUAAUCCCUUAACCACGCCUGUAUCCUCUCACUGGAUGCUGCGGUUGUAAACUGAGGGUUGACCAUCAGUUGUGCCAACUGGACCAUUCACUCUUCCUGAAAUGCCCUGGGAGAUGCCCAUUGGUUUGGUAAAACUAGUUGGGACUUUGGGAAGGGGGAAGAAGGAUUUUUCAUUGGAUAUUCUUCCUGAAAUCACUAUUGUCCUGCCCUCUGAACAAGCUAUUGAAAUUGUUGCUCCUGUUAUUUAUUCAUUGGAUGUGAGCAUCAAUGUGUACAGUCCACCCUUCACUGACUUGCUGGGUCACUUCAGAGGGCAAUUAGGAGUCACCCACAUUGCUGCAGGUCUGCCACAUUGCAUUUAGGCCCAUCUGGGUGAGGAAAGCAAAUUUUCUUCCUAAGGGGAACCAGCUAGGUUUUAUUUCCAAUUAAAAUUAAAAUUCCCCAGUUUCCAUGAUGUGAUUUGAAGGCAUGUUUCCCGAUUAUUCCCUUCACUGCUGAAGUAGAUGAGUGAGAAAAACAAGUGAGUGAUUGGACCUGGGGAAUUUUAUUUUCUUUUAGAAACAGGGGAAUUUGCUAUUAAUUCUCGGAAGGACUACCCCUUCCCUUUUCUAGGGACUUUUCAAGAGAAUGAUCAAGCCACUCCUUGUUGGUGCCUCAAUGAACCAGUUGAGUUUCUUACUGUCAGUCUGACACCACUUGGAAGAUUCCUGAGUGGGACUUGGGUAGCCAACUCUGAUUGAAUGGAUUCCUGAAGUUUCAUUGAGUAAUCUCUAACAGCCUCAUCCCCUGCUCACCCUCCACAUCUAUCAUCAUGACGUUUCCACUUUCCCACAGCCACAAUGUCCUCCUCACCUAUCGGUUUUUUCAUCCCUAUUUUUCUAAUUUUUGUUUUAACCCAAAGCAAAAUCCAGUUUUUUUUUCAUUUUCCAUCCAGUUAUCUUUCAUGCCCAAUAUAAUUGUUCUUUCUCUCCACUGGGUAUACUAAUCUCAGCAACGUCCUCCACAAUGAACCUUUAUAAUUUUUGAAGGUUCCAGGAUAAUCCCACAGGAGCUGGCAACCACUAGGAGAGUUGGGGACUGAAGGGUAUGAAUGCAACAUGGUUAGGUGAUGGGGUGGGAAAGGUAGAGUAAGGGGUAAUGGUUUAAGAAGUGUCUCAACAUGUCACAGAGCCCCUUUCCACUGGGGUGGCACAUUUGAUGACUAGGAGUGUAGGAGACCACCUUGCACACUUAAACUAUGUUUUAAGUUUCUGCAGUUUACUUCUAAAGGCAGCGGUGUUGGCACAUCUUAAACCUUUUUUGUUGUAAACUACUUUUCUGAGUUGCAAUGUUUUCAUCCCUCUCACAGACACACAUACACACACACACACUCUCUCUUUCUCUCAUUAUGUACUACUUAUUAUUGACUUUUUUUAAUGAUGUGUUUUAACUGUACAAUGUUAUGGCCUGAAAGGUAUUGUUACUGUUUCUGAUUUGUGUUUCUGUAUUGAUGUUACAUAUAUUAUAUAUUUUUAAUUGUUUAAUAAUGUCCUGCAAAUGUUAUUCUUUUCCUAAUACUACCCUUCCCUCCCCCACCCAUCGGCCCCACUUCCCUCGCAAAAUGUAAAACUUGCGUUGUAUACUGUGUCCACAGAAUGAAAAAAAAACACAUUCUUCCUCUGUAUCGUUUUUUUUCUAAAAAAAUAGUUUAACCUCUUUUUGUGUUUUAAAUGAUGAAUAAUUCA
Messenger RNA from Hemiscyllium ocellatum (epaulette shark), 14191 nucleotides. RefSeq names its product proline-rich protein 12-like. The record is from RefSeq and is a predicted model, not a curated record. The transcript has 17 exons. Bases 186 to 6386 code for a protein of 2066 amino acids. Lineage: Eukaryota; Metazoa; Chordata; Chondrichthyes; Orectolobiformes; Hemiscylliidae.